AUUCAAGCAAAGAUUAAGAUCAAGUUAUCAACUCUGAUCUUGUGAAACAGAGUCGCUGACGUCCUCUGCUGCUGCUGCUGCUGCUGCAUCGCCAACCAUGGCAGCUACCCAGAAGCUCUAUCCCCGAGCAACGGUCAAACGCAUCGUCAAAGCCCAUGCGAACCGCAGUUUGAGCAAGAAUGCGGAUAUCCUGAUCUUCCUGGACUACAUGCUCUUCAUGCAAGAAUUAAUGCGCGAAGCAUCGAUUCGGUCCCGGAAAUCAGGCGAAAAGAAUAUAUCCCCAAACUCGGUGCGCAAGGUGACUGAAAAAACUCUCCGCAAAUUUCAAGGUUAGCCUGGGAAUUAUUAUAAUUUGGUUAUAGGCGUGUGUGUGGUGUGAUGGGACAUGAUUUGGAUAGCUGCUACGGCGUUAGGUUGUGCUAUUGUGCUAUUGUGCUAGAUGUUGCGAACGGCCUUGGGUUUCUUUUCAUUCUAAUACAGCCCCAGACCAGGGAAUAAAUGGAUAGACUGCAAGGGAGUUAGCUAGAGUCUUAUGAUACCCAAUUAUAGUUAUGGU
This is a messenger RNA of Aspergillus ochraceoroseus IBT 24754, 556 nucleotides long. RefSeq lists its product as uncharacterized. Gene Ontology annotation, molecular function: protein heterodimerization activity. The coding region runs from base 98 to 334 and encodes 78 amino acids. The record is from RefSeq and is a predicted model, not a curated record. The transcript has 4 exons. Gene Ontology annotation, cellular component: nucleoplasm; kinetochore. Lineage: Eukaryota; Fungi; Ascomycota; Eurotiomycetes; Eurotiales; Aspergillaceae. Gene Ontology annotation, biological process: chromosome segregation; kinetochore assembly; mitotic cell cycle.